Vicia faba (fava bean) is the source of this 447-nucleotide messenger RNA. Lineage: Eukaryota; Viridiplantae; Streptophyta; Magnoliopsida; Fabales; Fabaceae. The record is from the annotation of a GenBank genome assembly.
AUGACACCCUUGCUCAUCCAAAUUCCGCGGUGGAUGAUGCAUACAAAGACUCAAGAAGUCUUCGGUUCAAAGCUCAUUCAGCAUUUCUAUGAUAUUGUCUUCUCGGAAUCAACCUCUAUAGUACCAUAUGAUAUCUAUUUCACUAAGGUUUGUCAUGGAGCAACAAUAGAACUGUUGAAUUUUGCUGAUUUGUUUGCGAAUAGAAUCACCUCAGCGUGGCGUAUUUUUAACAAGCAGCUAAAGAAGCAAAUAAUAGUUUAUGUGGAAAACAUGUUGUUGCCGGCUUAUGAAAACUUCAUUACAGAAUUUGAGAAUGUUGUUGGUAAAAAUGCCGACGAUUAUAUCAUGUAUGGAGUGUCCGACAUUCAAGAUGAGCUCAAUAAUUUGUUUCUGUUGCAGGAUGUUGAGUCUGUCAGAGGAGCGGUUAGUAAUCAGUUAGUUAGUUAG